This is a messenger RNA of Monodelphis domestica (gray short-tailed opossum), 17896 nucleotides long. RefSeq names its product plexin domain containing 2 (gene PLXDC2). Lineage: Eukaryota; Metazoa; Chordata; Mammalia; Didelphimorphia; Didelphidae. The record is from RefSeq and is a predicted model, not a curated record.
GGAAUUCAAGAGCAGAUGUUUAUGUUAGCACACAAAUAAUUUGCAUAUCAUUAAAUAAAUUGUAAACAAUCCAUAAUUUGUGGUUUUGCAUACUUUUUACACACUUGUCUAGUUACAAAUUUCUCUAUGUUGGUUUUAGUUAUUGAUCAUGACAUUUUUAAAAAGAGAAAAAAUGUACUGGACUAGGCAGAAGACCUACCAGAAGAGGCAUGGGGAUUCCAUUCCAUGCCCAUUGAAUGGAGAGGCAUGUGAGAAUAUUACUCAAGAUCAAUGCAGGGGACAUCCUUUCCACUGUAACCUUUUUUUUUUGCCAUCAGGGCCAAUGAAAAACCAUUUGGAAACACUUCUAAAGAUGAAAACAUUUAAGAACACCUCUCCCACAGUCUACACCAACUGGCUCAUUAUUAUAUCUUAAUACCAUAGACUUAGACCCACAAGAGAUCAUCUUGACUAACAUAUCCCUCCUUUUUGUUUCCUUUAUGAGGAAGUGAGAGUCUCAAAAGUUAAAGGACUUACCCUAGCCUAUACAAUAGAGCAGUCAAAAAUCAGAAUCAAGAUUUUUUCUAGUAUUCUUCACAUACUAGUAUUAUGAUAGACUGAAGCUAGUAGAAGAAUAUCCUAUAGAGGAAUACCUAUUGUACUAGGUAUAUUAUUUAUCAGAAGAAAAAUACUAAAUAUGGCAGUGAUAGUGAUAUAUUUUGUUUUUAAUUUGUUGUAGGUGGAUGGGUUUUUAAACUCAUUCUUCACUAAGGUCUCUGGCUUAAAAAAUAAGGAGAAGGUGAGGUACAAACCAUUAUGAACACAAUAUAAAAUCUCUUCAGAAUGUAAAACAUUAGCUUUCUAGGAUGAACAUAUAAGACUUGUGAUUGUAUACCAGAAGUACACCCAGGGAAUUAUCCUAGGUAACUGAGAAGAGGAAAUAAAUAUCUCAGGCCUAGAAGGAAGGGAUGAACUUGAAGCCAUCUAAGGAUUAGGAUGCAGUUGUGAAGUUUUAGGAACCUUUCAGGUGACACAGUGGAUUGAGAGUCAAGGGUUCAAAUUUGGCCUCAGACACUUUUCCAUUGCCUAGACCUUACCAUUCUUUUUUCCCCCCCAACAAUUCUCAGAAUUCAUUCUAAGAAGGAAAAUACGAUUUUUUUUUCUUUAAAGAAAGAAACCUUUUUCAUUCUAACUAGACCUUUUUUCCAGGGACCAUCUAGCUUUCUUUUUAUUAGAUAUAGGUUCCUUUUGAGUUUGUUAUCAUCUCUUAUCAAAACCUCAAUCUAGGCACUAACAAAUGUUACCUUGUUAGGUAAGGAUCUUUGGAUGAGGACCCACUGAAUAAAUAAUAUAGAAAUUCAGGCUAUUUCAAAAGCUUCCAAAUUGCAACAACUCACAUUUUAUAUACAGAUUUAAAUUUAUUUAAAGACAAACUACUCAUUGCAAGUUAAGAUAAAAUUACUCUUCCUCUUUUAUAGGUUAUUAAACAAACUCUGAGUGAUGAGUGACUAGCCCAUACUGAGGAGUGCUAGAAGUCAUAUUCAUGGCUAGGGCUCCUUUCACUAUGCAAAUUUUAAUGUCUUGAGAAUUUAGAAAGUUACUUGGGAAACUGGAAGAGUACUAGAGCAUUAGAUGGAUUAACAUCGUCCUGUCCUGUAGCCCAUGUAGCCAGAAGGAGUCAAUCUACUAUCUCCUGUAAUUCUAGCCACCAUUGUCACUGAUAGCAGACAAUUGCCAUGAUGAAGACAUUAUUGCAAGUAGAGUUAGUCUAUCUUCAAAAGCAAAUUGAAUAGAAGUUUAACAACCAUAAGUAUUAAUAACUUGAGGUUGUCUUCUUACUGUCCCCAUUUUCUUGCAUGAUUUGUGUAAGCUUGUUCAUAUUCUACUUCAUUUGGUAGGUGCUAGGGCCCUUCAUAUUAUGUAUUAUGUCCUCCAGUUACAAAGGUCAAAAGGGAAACCACAGUUGAAGUUGGAAGAGUGGCUAUCACUUGUCAGAGAACCAGUCCAAUGGAAAUGUCAUGGGGAAUACACUAUCUUAUUUUUUCACAUUUAGUACUGAACAUUGAUCUAGUUAAUCCACACCUAUCUGCGGUCUCCCAUAUUGUUUUGUUAUUGUUGUUGUUGUAAGCUUUAUCAUCCUUGACCCUUUUUGUGAUAAAAUAAGGGACAGCUGAUAGUAACAUGGCAACAGCAAAGCCUGUUUUGUUUUGGUGGUGUUUUUUUUUUUAAUGCAGAGACAACAUGAAAUAGAUUGAAUGACUAAAAAUCGUACCUGGAAAUUACAGAGUCCUUGUUACAGUAUUAUAAUUUACAUAAAUUAACUUAUUUCACGUUACAUAAUUAUAAUGUAAUUUAAAUUACAUUGUCAAUGUUGUCAUUUUUGAGUAAAAGUUCCACCAGCUAAAUAUUCCCAACUCACAUAUUAAGUGACUAGUAUUGUUUAGGAGGAAAAUUGCUAACUUUUAUGUGUGAUAAAGUCUACAACCUUAUUAGACUUUGGUGUAGAGACAGAAGAGAACCUUAAGAGUUUGGUUUUGUUCUUUGUAUCAUGCUUAUGGACCCCCGCAUUCCCCCUCCCCCCCCCCCAUCUUAUAAUGUUUAAAAGCUGGAGCAGGAGGAGAGGAAGAAGGAGAUAGAGAACGAAGGGAGACAGGAAAGUAUUUUUAAAGACAUCAAGAUGCUGAGCAGGAUGGGAAAAAAAUUGGGGUAGAGAAAGGGGGGCGGGGGAAUGAGGGGCAGACGGACAGAGAAUUGUAUGGAAUAGGAGGAGAGGGAAAGCCAGAGAUUGGAAAGGAGGUAGAAACGAAUUCUCUAAAAUGAACUUAUCCCUUUCUUAUGAGUGUCUGGAGGCUUCCCUAGGGAUCGGAAUAAAAAGAAGUCGACUGAAUUUCGAGUUUUGAGACAAUCCGGCAUUGGAGUUGUGAAACUUGCUGCUGUUCAGAAGCUUCUCCGGGCUGCUGCUGCUGCUUCUGCAGGUAGUAAACUCUGCUGUGCAGUGAAAGCUUCCAGCUCCCUAUAGAGCCCUGCCCUGGGUACUGAGCAUGCCCAGUGUUUUACCUAGAGUGAAGGCUGAUAAAGAAAAAGCGGAGACAGGAAGAUAAGAAAGGAGUGGGUAGGGGGCGCAGCAGGAGCUUGGAGGAGACCGAAGAGAGACAGAAUGAACCAUUGAGAAAAUUAGUAAACACUUUUUUUUCCCCUUGUACUGUUGUGUACUUGUUGGGAUGAUAGUUUGGUGGAAUAAUUAAUUGUACUCUCAGUGAUUCAUCGUUUUGAGGGAGACUUCAGUUGCCUCAUUCUCCUGAAUACUAUAAAAAUUCUUCCUUGUUUGUCUUCCCUGGCUCUUUAACCACUUUCCCGUUCUGCAAUGAACUUCAGAGAUCUCUUUGAACACGUGAAGGGAGAGGGAUGGAGAGUUUAGGGUAGCCAGGGACUGACCUUUUAGCAGACAAGGAAAAACAAAGGGAAUUAGACAUACGAGUCAAAUUCCCUUCGGAGACUGACUUACACUUAGGUGCUAAUUAUAUUCAUGGGUUAAUGGAGGGUAGCGGUAACUCCUUAAGGGGAGGGGUGGGUGACCGGGAUUGAAGGGGGUCUGUGGUUUGUAGAAGUGCGCGCAUAUUCGAGCCCCAAGGAAGGGGCUAAAGGAAGACGAUGCGGGAACCCAGUUCUUUUAAACUCACGCUUCUCUCUUCCCGGGUACUUUACGAAGCAGUAGCAACUACAGCAGUAGCUGGACCCCAGAGCAGCCACCAGCAGAAAUCUAAAAGCGUCCGUGUUUCUCCAAAAGCUUUGUCUCCUGGUUCGCCACCCGAAUACCCUUUGUAGCCAUCCUGUAAUUUUUCUAGUCCCAAUCACAAGGAUAAUCACAGCAAGUCCUUAUGGGGGAUGAAGGGUUUCUUGGGGGCAAAAACUCCCCAUUAUCCUAUCGCUGACAUGGCCGAGCCCCAACGCGUGGUGGCCGCGCAUUACACUCCAGAAUCUCCAGUCGCCGGCUCCUUGCCCAGAGCCCAGGCACCAGAUGCCAGCGGUGUCCGGGUCGCUCCUGGAAGCAAGUGCCGGGGAGAGAGUCUGGGACAGUGCUCACACCAUCCAGCAGGCUCCGCAACGCAUUCCUCUCCUCCUUCCCUUUCUCAGUCACCCCGUGUCACAGUCCUCUUUCUAGUGAGUCCUCCAAGCGCUCCCUUUCCUUUAGCUUUCAUCUCCCAUCGACUCUUCAUAGACUCCUGGGGGAAAGUGCUGCCAUUGGCCAGGUCGCUUCCGGCAGCCUGUUAGAGAGGAGGAAGGUGGGAGAAGCAGCGAGCAGAAAGGCGGAGGGAGGAAGGGAAGGGAAGGAAAGAAAAGGAAAAGAAGGAGGGAGGGUGAGGGCAGUUCCAUCAGCUCAGGCAAAUUGCAAGAUCUGCCUUCACUCCUCAAAGUGUUGAGAGGAAGGGAUCCCCGGCUGGUGAGCGGUCUGGCAAUCACCAAACUAUCUCGUCCCUUGCUGCCAUCGGAUUUCAUCUCUCUUUCCUCUUCGGCAAAUCGGAACCAUCUCAGGAUAGGCUCCAACCUGACUCCCCCCCCUUCCUCUUCUCCUCCUCCUCCUCCUCCCCUCCCCCGCUCCUUUUGCCUCCUGGCAUAGGAUCUCUGAUUCUACUGCAGCCUGAAUCUUGCAAAUAGCAGGGCUGUUGGUGUGGGGGCUGCCGUCUGCUUGGGAGCCGAGAGCACAGGCAACCAGGGGUCCUGACCUGGGCAAAAGGAAGAAGAAAAACUUGUGGUGGCCGUGGCCAGAGCCUACAGCCAUCCCCUCCUCCGAGACCUCGGACACCCCUCAGGGGUUGCUUCAUUCCAGCGGAGGCAAUAACAAGGUCGGGGAGGGAAAAGUUCCUCCUACUGGUGUUGCCUCGCGUUUGGAGGAGGCGCAGUGGCUUUGCUCCCUCGGAAGUGGGGAUUGUUUUGAAUCCAGCUAGUAGGGGGUGGGGGGCUCCCGGGCACGCAGGGAAGUCAUCAUCCGCAAGCCCAAAGGGAGCUCUACCUAACAGCAAGGAGGACCUUCAGAGCUUAUUCGGAUUUGUCCUGGAACCCGGGACUUAGCAACGCACUUUGCAGCCCAAGCUACGAAAGAUUUCAUCCCUCCCAGUCCUACCUUGGUUUUGGACUGAAAUCUGCUUGGCCGGGCAACCUAGGAAGAGCGCUGAAGUGACACUGGGAGCAUUGCGCUGCCCCCUCCCCAUCUCCUCCCAUUUCUCCUCCUCCCCCCAUUUUCCUUUUCUCUCCAGGGUACAUGAAAUCAGAUCCAAAUAAAAAGGCGACUUAAUCCCGCGGUGAUUGUGGUCUGCAGUACUCUUGCUUCCUUGCCCCCUUCUUCCCACCCCUCCUUCCUCAACUCUGCAGCCCAAAGGAAGAAGCUCUGGAAGAAUAAAUUAGGGGGGGAGGGCUAAGGGGGAGGUAUCCGCGUUAUGGCGAGGUUAAGGAAAGCCGAGCUGGCCACAGCUGGAGUUGUAUUACUUUGCCACUUUUUAAUGGACCGGUUUCGGUAUGCGGAAGGGGAGACCGUAAAUCAAACCAAUGAAUCCAGAGCUUCUUUCAAGGUGCUAACCCCUGGGGAAAUCUCUUAUGAUUUGCUUCAUGAAACUGUCAGUGGUUUUUCUCAUGGAGAAGAUGAGGUAGACAUAGACUCACAUGCCUACAGCCACAGGUGGAAAAGAGACUCUGAGCCACUAAAGCCAACUGACACCAAUCGAGCAAGUGUGGGUCAAGAUUCUUCAGAACCCAGAGGUCUCACUGAUCUGCUCCUUGAUGACGGACAUGACAACAACACACAGAUUGAGGAGGAUACAGAUCAUAAUUACUAUAUUUCCAGGAUAUAUGGGCCAUUUGACUCUGCCAGCAGGGAUUUGUGGGUGAACAUGGACCAAAAGGAAAAAGACAAAGUGAAGAUUCAUGGGAUUUUGUCCAAUACCCAUCGGCAAGCUGCAAGAGUGAAUCUGUCCUUCGAUUUUCCAUUUUAUGGACAUUUUCUACGUGAAAUCACAGUAGCAACUGGGGGUUUCAUAUAUACAGGAGAAAUUGUACACCGAAUGCUAACAGCCACACAGUACAUAGCCCCUUUAAUGGCAAAUUUUGACCCUAGUGUAUCCAGAAAUUCAACCAUCAGAUAUUUUGAUAAUGGUACAGCACUUGUUGUCCAGUGGGACCAUGUACAUCUCCAGGAUAAUUACAACCUAGGCAGUUUCACUUUCCAGGCUACCCUCCUCAACGAUGGGCGGAUCAUCUUUGGAUACAAAGAAAUUCCUGUGUUGGUGACCCAGAUAAGUACAACCAAUCAUCCAGUCAAAGUGGGAUUGUCUGAUGCAUUUGUAGUUGUCCACAGGAUCCAACAGAUUCCCAAUGUUCGAAGGAGAACAAUUUAUGAAUACCACCGAGUAGAGCUCCAGAUGGGGAAGAUUACCAAUGUUUCAGCUGUGGAGAUGACCCCACUACCUACUUGCCUCCAGUUUAAUAGUUGUGGAUCUUGUGUCUCUUCUCAGAUUGGGUUCAACUGCAGCUGGUGUAGCAAACUCCAAAGAUGCUCCAGUGGAUUUGAUCGACACCGGCAAGACUGGGUAGACAGUGGUUGCCCUGAAGAGUCCAAAGAGAAGAUGUGUGACAGCACAGAGCCAGGUGAAACAUCUUCCCAGACAACCACAACCCUACAUUCCACAACUACACAAUUCAGGGUUUUAACUACUACGAGAAGAACAACUGCCCCACAGCUACCAACCAGCCUACCGACAGAAGAUGAUACCAAGAUAGCUCUACAUUUAAGAGAUAAUGGAGCCUCUACUGAUGACAGUGCAGCUGAAAAAAAAGAAGGAGCUCUUCAUGCUGGUCUAAUCGUUGGAAUCCUCAUCCUCGUCCUCAUUAUAGCAACAGCCAUCCUCGUGACAGUCUACAUGUACAACCAUCCAACAUCAGCAGCCAGCAUAUUCUUCAUUGAGCGACGUCCCAGCAGAUGGCCAGCAAUGAAGUUUCGAAGAGGCUCGGGACACCCUGCAUAUGCUGAAGUCGAACCUGUUGGAGAAAAAGAAGGUUUUAUUGUGUCAGAGCAGUGUUAAAAUUUAUAGGACUGAACACCAGUACUGGCUUACAGGUGUAAGACUUUAACUUUGCCUAUAUCUUUAAAAAAAUUUUAAAAACAAAACAAAACAACAAAAAAAAAGAAAAAAUAAUAAAGGAGCCCUAAGCUGCUGUAGCCUGAACAAGAGACGAUUUCCGGAUCAGCCUUGCCCAAGAAAACUGGGGAAGGAAAUUUGCAAAAACACAAGAUUGUUCUGUGCAGUCAUUUUCUUUAAUGGAAUGACGUUACAGCUUCCCCAGUGGACUGGUCAGGACUCUAACAUGACUGCCAUGCGGUUGGCUUAGGUGUUGGGUCGCGUAGGAAUCAAGGGAAGAAAUAAAGCUUUAGUUCACAAGGGUUCUAUCCCCUUUGAUUCAUGUUUUCUGGGGCCUCAAGGGUAAUAGGUAUUACAAAUUGGCAACAUUUUUCAUGGAAAAGCCAAUAAUUCAUAUUUUAUGAUGGUAGAACAAAAACCAAUUCGUGCAGGUCAGAGAGUGAUGAUAUGCAAAACAAGCAUUUUCCAAUCUUUUCAGAAAUGAAAAAUGGAGAUAGAGUUUUGGUUUUAAAGUUCCACUUUCACCAGUUCAAACAAGUUCCUGACUUUAAAAUGUGAAUCAUUUUCUCAAGAGAAAGAUUAAAUUGUGCCUCCUACUUUCUAGGAGAUACAUAUCCUCUCCAUCCAUAGGUUGUGAAGACAUCACAAAGUUUUAGGUGAACCUUUGGCAGAUGAACUCCCGAAGGUCUCUUUGAUGAGGUGCACCUUCAGUUUCAGAAUGUCAAAUUUGAUUUUUUUUUUUUGAGAAGUAUUGCCUGCAUGGUCUACCUGUGGAGUGAAAUGAAGGUAACAGAUGGUCUUGUCUGAUAGAAAGGGAAGGAAACACGCAGAGUUUCUCAGGCAUUUUGUGAAGCAAAACUAUGGAGGGGAUUUCAAACAAAUAGGUGUGGGCUUGGGUUUUUUGUUGUUACUGUUGUUCGUUUUGGCCGGGUCAGCACAAAUGACCUGUUUCAUUGUUGAUUCUUGCCUAAGAAGCCAUUCAAUUUCCAGCACACAUCCCCAGAGAUUUAAAAAAAAAAAAGGAAAAUGUUUCAGAACCCUGCUGAUUCAUACAGUAAUUUUGUUUAAAGCACAUAGUAGUUGCAUAAAUAUAAAUAUAUAUAUAUAAAUAUAUUUUUGUUUAUAGCUAACACAAGGCAGGCUCUUGUGACUGUUAAGACUGCAUUUUGUCAUCUGGACAAAGAAAAUGGAUCGCAUUACUGCAUACUUCCAUUGAGUUGUAAAAUAAUCCUUAAUAUUAGAAUAUUUUUAUGUCCCAUGGGGAAAGUGGUUCAUCCUAUUGCAGUGCCAUAUGUUUUCCUGCCUACGUGAGCCACUCUUCCACUUACAUCAACCUUUUCCUUCCCAGAUUAGGUUAAAAUACAUUAAAAGCUCCUUAAACGAGGCCGCCAGUUGUACUGGCCAGGUUGAACUAACCACAAUCCAGAUUUUUUAAACAUCCCCACUGGAAAAGGAAUUUUAAACAUUCUUUGAGGAGGAAAAGGGUUCAUAAACACUGAACUUCUAAAAUUGAAAUUCAAGUACUGUGUGUAUAAUGACAUUGCCAUCUUGACUUAUCAACCCCUUGCAUUUUGUACAAAGUGAUUCCUGUUAAGGUACGGUGUUCAACAUUUGCAGGUUCAGGUCUCAAGUAGCAUGCAUAUAUAUUGUAAGUAGCACCUUACUAACAUUUUAGAAUGUAUAGACAGUUUCUGAAUCCAAUGACUGCAAUCCACUAAUAAAUCAUGAUUCUCCUCAAUAACUGUCUUCAUGAAGUAAACCAGUACUGUUUUGUUUUGUUUUUGUAUAGCACAGUUUGCUUUUUAAAGGAAAAAAAAGUUAUCCAACAUGGCAUUUAACCUUUUUCAUAAGUUAUGUAACAGUCAUCUAAAAGAAUUGAGAAGCAAGUUAAAGUGAAGGUUGAAUGGAGCACCUUACAGCCUUCUCCUUUUGUAUGAACUGUUCCAACACAUCCCUUGUAGGGUUGCUUUAGUUAUGUAGCAAUAACCAAAUGACUUGCCAAUUUAACUGGUGCAACUGGUACGUUAAGAAUAUUUAAGGAUCAUUAGACAACCUCCUUCUGGGACGAGAUGCUGUUCUCUGGUUGGUUUUGUUUUGUUUUGUUCUUUUUAAUAGUAAAUUUAUUUUCCAAUAAGCAGUAAUUGACAAAUAAGCAUAUUAAGCCUAUCUAUAGGUGUGAUUUCUUGCAUGGUAAUGUAGGAAACAGAAGUUAUUCCAAAGCCCUUCAUAGAUUAUCAUCCUCUAUAUGUAUCCUAAGGAUAGAUAAUUCUGUGGAAUUUUUCCAUGACUAUGAGUUACUCAAUUUGCCUAAAUAUGAAACAUUCAAGACAACUGCAAAAAAAAAAAAAAGAACACGUCAGAAUUAAGAGGGGGCUAUAGGAAAAAGAUCCUCCUCAAUUCAGGUCAAAGAUUCAUUAUAAUUGCCUUAACUGCCAUCUUUCCUUUUCCAUGCAAUUUGCUUUCUAUUCUAUACCUAGAAUCUCCUGCACGACAAAGGGAAAAUUCCCUGAUAUCUUGUAGUACAAAAUGAAAAUUGGACUUCCUAUAUAGAGAAUGUGAAUGGGUUAAUACAUAUUGGACUGUGGCACACGCUUAAUAGCUAUAUAAAUUACAAUGAAAUAAAACAAAAGAUCAAAAAAAAAAGAAAGAAAGAAACACCAACAGAGGAAAUUAAAUUAAAAUGCUCUUUGGUUGUCCUCUUCGAGUGUAUUAUAAGAGUGGUUGCCUUGGUGGUUCUCAAAUAGGAUGAGGGGCUAAUGAGCCUGGCAUACUAAUAUGACUUUUGACAUCAGGGCUUCUCAGGUUGAUGUUGAGUAACUGUUACUGGACUGCUGUAGAGUCAGACGCAAAUUAUCUAAAGUCUUUGGACCUCCUGCCUCAUAAGGAAGAUGGAGAUCAUGAUAUCACCUUAAUUCAUUUACAUUAGGAAAGAGAAAUGUGGGAAACUUCAAAGUUAGAUACUAAAUAGGAAAAAUACAGAAAGUUUAGGACCUAUAAAGAUGUUUCUCAUCCCUUUUUCUAUUUGAAUAAAUGAAGUACUGCAGGUAAAUCUCAUAGCUAUUUCCUCUGACCAGCAAGACUCAGUGUCAAAUCAGACUGACUUACCUAUAAGACAGACAAUGCUUCCUUCCUAUGGGAUAUUAAUUUAAUUGCAUAAUCUUUACAGGGAUGUUGACCUAAACAUAGUGUAUUAGCUCUAUAUAAUUUAAGAUUUUAUAUUUUUCAUCAAUUCCCUCAUUUUACCUCUGAGUCAGCUAAGGUGCCGAAGAGGAAAACACUCUCCCAUAACACUCUCCUAUUGCCAAGACCAGGGCAUUGAUUGUCAUUUUCAUGAGUUUUUACCAUCUAACAAUUUGAUCUGAAGCAGUUAAGAGUAAACCAAUUGUUUCAUUAGGGAGAUAGUUUGUCUGAAAGUCUACUUCAUUUUGCAGCCUUCUAUUCUUUGUUAUAUCAUGCAGCAUAUCUCUCUCACCAUGAGAUGGUAUGAUAUUUAUAUUUUAAGCCAGUCUACUUAACAAUGAAAUCAGGUAUUAACUGACUUGUUUCUUUUUUAUCUCUUCAACAUUGCUAAUGACCUAAAUUUCCUUAGGAUCUGAGAAUGUUAAUCCUUUUAUCCAAAGGUCAUCAACAGUUUCUUAAGGAGAUCAAGUUGAGUUUUUUUAAUGAUUAUUCUUUUUUUACUCUUAUCUCUGUCCCAUCCAUAGAUAUGUCUUGAACAGAUAAUGCAAUUGUUUAGUGAAAUAGCCCCACAAAAUUAAAGUAGAAUAAUUAAUUAGUUUCAUUACAUUUUGGAAUUUUGGAAAUUAAUUACUUUAAACUUUAAUUUAAAAUAAAAGUCCAUCUUUUUAACAUUGAUAUCCAGAUGGUUAUUAUUAAAAUGUAGAAAAGAAGGGAAAAGUCUGCAAAAGGCAAGAGACUUGCUUUUGAGAUCCAGGUGGCCUCUUGCCUUUUGUAGACUUUUCCCUUCUUUUCUAUAUUCUAAUACUAUGACAUAUACCUGUAAAUCACAGAAUUACUAAGACUCUGAAGGAUUGAACUUAUGGGUUACCCAAUGGGUAAAGGUAGGAUUUUUAAUGGACUUUGGUAGACUGUAAUAAAAACACCAAUGAAAAAUUGCAUAGCAGUGAACAUAAAAGAUAACAGAAAAAGUCCUCUGGUAUUAUGAGUUGGCCUCUAUGCAAAAAUUAAUGGCAAGACAUGGACAAGAGUUACAAAAUAUGUAAAGGCAUGAAUUAAUUGUGACCAAAAAUUUCAAAAGGAAAGAAUCAACAAAUUUAUCCAGCUCUCUGAGGAUCCUCUAAAAGAAGUUAUAGAGUGAGCAUUUAGAUAUUUUAGUAUUAAAAAGAGCACUAUUGGUGACAUAAUUUACUACAAAACCUAUUUCUUUGUACUUUUCUGUAGCAUGGUUUUAUUUAGAGAUCUAAAAAUUGUCUAGGAGGAAUAUAAUGAAAAAUACAGAGAUAAUCCUAAAAAUGAAUUGAUUGGGUUUUCCAUUCUAAAAAAAGACAGAUAAGCUUCUUUUGGUAAAGGGACUUUACCAAAAAAAAAAAAGCUUCUAUAAUGGUCAGAAUAAUGACUGGGGAAUUGUUAAGAUAUGGUUUUUAGGCUUAGUUUGGUUACUGACUAAAUGUGUGAUCUUAGGUAUUUCUUGAUCCUUCCCACUUUAGUUUCUUAAUCUGUAAGACAGAGACCCUGCCUUCCUCUGUAGUUAGUGAUACAGGGGAAAGAAUACUGAGUCUGGAGUUGGAGGGCCUAUGAUCUCAUUUGGGGUUUUUUUAGCAAAGUAUUGGAGUAGGUUUUUUUCAUUUCCUACUCUAGAUCACUUGACAGAUUAGGAAACUGACUUAAAUAGUUAAGGAAAAACCAGGGUCACAUACCUAGCAAAUGACUGAGGUCAGAUUUAAAUUCAAGAAGAUGAGUUGUCCUCAUUCCAGGGCAGACAGUCUAUCCAUUUUCCACUAAUUGACUCUCAAUCACCCUUUUUAUUCCCACUACAUCACAUAUUUUCCUUUUAUUAAUGAUAUGUACUAUUUUGUUUCACAGUUGCUAGACAAAGCAUAAGACUACAGUUUAUUUGAAUCUUGUUCUUCCCUGAGAGAGAUCAUUGUUUUGCUUUUUUUCUACCAGUAUUUCUCUUAGGGUUUCUCAAAUUUUAUGAGCUUUAGGUUUCUUAAAAUAUUCCAGAAGCAAAGCAGUUUUGGUAGUUUUUAGGAAUGCAAAUUGUACUCUGAAGGUCAAUAAAAAUAACUAGAAAGCCAAAUAAUAACACUUUUAGGUUGACAGGUCCUCUCUCCUUCAUUUUCAAUUAUACUCUUAAUCCAUCCCUUUCACUGGUGCAGUGUUUGUAAGAGUCAAGGUAUUCAUUUGUCAUGUACCACUAAGGUCAAUUGCUUACAAUAGUCAUUUUGCAAAAUUGUGAAAGCUCCUUUGACAAGCAGGAUCCUACAUGGCCUCUUCUUUCCCUCCAGCUUUUGAAGGCAUAUCCUCCUGGCUUUGACUAUUGUCUUUUAGAGGAGGUAGGGAGGUCUUCUUUUAUAGGUCUUUUUUUAAUGAUGGAUGAACCUUACUAAGAGGAUGAUGAAGUAAAUGAAUCCAUAUAGGCACUCUAUGUUGUUAAAGUAGUGGCUAACCUAAACAUAGGCACUCCUCAUUAUGUAGAUUUAUUCACUUUGUCAGAGAACUUUUCAUAUUUCUUCCUCAUGGCCAUUUAUAUACUGCGCCCAUUGAUACUCUUGUCACCACCCUCCAUCAUCAUCCUGACCUUGUAAUCUGAGUUACAUUUGGAACACCCUUUUUGCUUGAACUUUGGCUAUAUUCUACAGUGGAACAAAGGCACCACAAAAGAGGUACUUCAAAUAUCUCCUUCCAAACAUUCCUUUUGUUUCAUGGAAGAAUUUCUCUGGGUUGGUUGAUCUGUAGACAUUCAGAAAAGAGAUAGCUGACUGUGGCUUAAGAUUGACCUUUUCCAGAAGGAAGUGACUUCACUUAUCUUGCCCAUCUGCAUUUCCACUGACCCUAAGGAUUAAAAUGUUCAAGGCUGUCAUGUCUUAAUCUAUCCCCCAACUCUGUUUUAUCUUACUAUCAUUCAUUAUGAUGAUUCUUAACUAGAAUGGACAUGAAACCAAAUCUAUUAAAUAUGUUAAAAUGGGCCUUUAGAAUUGUGAAAAAAAAGAUAAAUAUUUACAUGUGAUACUAAAUAAUAUCACAUCCAAGUCCACAUUGAGACAUUUAAUCCUACUGUCUCUUAGCCUUAGCUAAAAAAAUUAAAUAGAAAUAAAGAAUUCCCUGAGUCUCAUUUGUGAAAUCCAUCAUUCAUCUGUUUUCCCAAAUAUCUAGAAUUAUUGAGUGGAAAAUGAUCUUUAAAAUCAAUGGAAUAAUACAUAAAAAAUAUCUUAACAAAGAAUAAUAUAUUCAUUUUGACUAAUUUUGGCUUAGGAAAGAAUAUUUGAACUAUCCCUUCCCUUUCUUUGCAGCAAACUUUUAAAAAAUGGUGCCCUCAACUUAGUGUUAUUAUAUUUGCAAUGAAUAAAUCAAUAAGCUGUACACUGUGCAAAAUGUUGGGAAUUCAAGACAAUAGUUUUCCAUGACAUACGUGUCAACAAAUAAUUAUGCAACCCAUAUUUAUAAUAAUAUUUUGGUUUACUAUAAUGUUUGAUGGUCUUCUUGAUCCUUAAACUAAUCCCAUUAAGUAGGUACUAUUAUUAUUCUCAUUCUCUAGAUGAGAACACUAAGCCCCAUGACCAAAAGAGCACUUAGUAGUAAUUUUCUGAGGCAAGAUUCAAAUUCAUGUCUUCCUGAUUCAAAGUCCACCAUUUUAUACCCAUUUUGACACCUAACUUUUACUGUAUUAAAAUUUUAGCUAAGUGAUUGGCUCAUCCAGUCCCUUAACUUCCAUUAGAAACAUUGCAACAUCGUCUUUUCUAUUUUAGGGAAAGGGAAUGUAAGUGAAGAACAGGGCAUUAAUAAUAAUUAACUAAACUUCUAAAGCCCUUCUAAUCAAUUUUCCUAAAUUCAGAGAAAUGGAUGAAUGUAGAGCCGGGGCCACAUCAAAGUCUGGACAACUAGUAGGACCUGAAACUCAAAUUGUAAGUGCUGGAAAAUAUCUGUCUAUCCACAGCUCCACACAAUGAGAGAAGAGGUGGAGGGUUGUGCAAUUUGGCCCCAAAUUCAUCUCUGCCUCCAGCAUGGCCCCUAUACAGAUGAUACUCCAGUUUGCUAAACAAUGUAAUUAGGUUAGGUUGAGGCUGAGGGCGAAUCAAGAAUCGAUGCCCCCUCGCCAUCCACCGACUUUAUUAUUUAAUAAGAACAGAUGUGGGUUGUAGAUUUAGGUUUUGUUUUGUUUUUCAUGUCACAAGAAAGGGAAAGCCAGAAAGAUUUUUUUUUUUUUCCUGAAGGGAAAGAUUGUAGAAUCUGGUGGGCCCACAUUUUAAAAGCCUUGACACUGUAGAGACCUUAUAGUGCAUUGCAGUCAUCUCUAUGGAGGGAACUUGUAAGGGGGGAAAAAUCCAAGAUUAAUAUAUUUAUUGCUCAAAAUCAAGUCUUCUCAGGUGCCCUCAUUUUGACAGCACUGAAAAUGCCAUUAGGAAAAAGCAGGUCUUCCCUUGCUAAAAAGCAUUCUAAUCAGUUUAAAGAGUAAUGAAAGCUCUUCAAACAAAGUCAUCUUGUGAAUAAUGGAACAUGGGCACAAGGGGACUGGUUGGGGUGGGAGAGAGCUUUUUUUCACUGUCUUAUAAGGGAAAAAACAACCCUUGCUUGGCUGAAUUGGGCUAGAUGGGGCAGGGGCAUUUGGCUGGUACCUUGGAAAAGUAAGAUUUUCAAGGCAAAAGAAAAAGAAAAGACAGGCUUACUGGCAUGCCCAUUGGUAUCAUGGGAAUAUUUACAGCCAGGAAUUUAUGACUGUUUCUGGUAAUUUUGUCUGUAGGCAUGUGAAGCAUUACAGCAUAAAAAGAGAAAACUUCUGAGCUCCACAGGCUGCCAAUCCUUGCAUACCACUUGUCCUAGGGUAGUGAAUAUUCCUAGUGCAUUUCUAAGUACAACUGCUACCUUUGCUCAAAUCUGAAUGUCAGUCAAUUAAUAUUCAUUAAACACCUACUAAGUGCCAAACACAAUGAGCUCAUUUAUGGCUUCUAAAAGAGAAUAGGAUGGAGGAGGAUGUCUGAUCAGGUAUAGCCUAGUAAAAAGCUUAUCACAAGGAAGAACCCCAGAGAGGGGUUGAUGGAAACAAUUUGACAAUUAUUUUUUUCACUAUCUCUCCAGGCACUGUGUCUCAUCUCAAGGACCUUGUCUUUCAAGAGAAUGUAGGGUUUCACAACACUUAGUAAGAACACACUUGCAGAAAUGGAAAAUUUGGACUUGUACCAGUAUUUUAGACUUCAUUUCCCAUUUUUCAUGCCCUGGAAAUGAAAACAAUUCAUUUAGGGCCACAUUUUUCAGUAACAGAAUUGUGUUGAUUUUGCUUUUCUUGAAUUACCUGAACCUGCAAAUGUAAAAACCAUUGUGUCUGAAUUUGCACUAAUGAUGUUUGAUAGCAAAAGAGGUGUGACUUGCCCAGGAUCCCUCUGCUUAAAUACAAGAAUAUGCAGAUACUACAUAUUUUCUGUAAACUCCUGAUUGUUUUAACUGUAAGAUUAAAUAUCUCUAAGUUUGAAUGUAUUCCAUUAUAAGGUAUUGAUCUGCCACUUAAUUUUUUUUCUGGGAUUUCUGUAUUGUUGCAAUAAUUCAUUAUAUUCUUUCCCCAUAUAGCUUUUUAAAAACUGACUGUAUUUACAUUUUUUAUUUUGGUUUUGCUUACAGUAUGUUGGGAAUGGUUUUUUGGUAGUAAACAUAUAAGAAAGCCAGCACAUAAACUGAGAAGGAAACAGAAUUCAUAUUCAGAGGCCCAAAAACUAGUGAUGAUCAAAUAUUUCUCUUAUUCUCUUUGUUGAUUGUUAUUUUCAGAAUUUAUUCCAUUCUUCACUUUGAGUUGAUGCUGGCAAAUUUGGGUUUUUAGGAGGGGAGAAGGGAGCAAUUUAUGUAACACUACUGUCAAGUUUGACUACAUAUUAAACAAUAAAAGUUUUUGUUUUAAUUUUUUAAACACCUUUAGCUAUGUCUAUCAGAGCUUUUAUUUAGGAUUAAAAUAACUGAUGUUUAUAGAUCAUUUGAAGGUUUAUAAAGUAUCAUCAAAUUCCAUAAUAUUAGAUUAUUGCAUAUCAUCUAAUUUUUCCUUAAAUCAAUUUAGUGAUGUAAUAAGCAUUGUUAAUCACAGCAUUAAUAAAUCUAAGGCUGGAAGGGAUCCCAUUCAACAUAAGGCACUUGUGUGACACCAGAGUAUAUAGAAAGCUGGACCUGUACUCAAGAAGCCAUAAAUUCAAAUUCAACAUCAGAUGCUUCAACUCUGCCUUAGUUUCCUUGACUGUAAAGUGGAUUUAAUAACAGUAUCUUCUUUGCAGAGGUGUUGUGAGGAUCAAAUUAGAGAAUAUUUUAAUAUGCUUAGAGCAGUGCCUGGCACAUUAUAAGUGCUAUAAAAUGAAUUAUUUUUGUUAUUAUUAUUUAUCCAAGUCCAAAUUUUAGAGAUGAAGAAAGAAAAGCCCAGAAAUGCUAAGUAAUUUGCUUGACCAAGGUCAUGAAGGUAGCAAACAUCAGAGGUAGAUUUUGAAUCCACAUUCUCUGGCUCCAUAGCCAGUGCUCAUUACGCUCAUUACAAAUAUUUAACUGGUUUGAUUAAUUAAUAAUUAAUCAAUUAAUUAAUCAAUUAAUACCCCCUUUCAAUAGAUGCCAAAAAUGAAGGUGAGGAAGAUUAAAUGACUUGGAAGUGAAAUUUAAAACCAAGUCUUCCUGAUUCUAAGUUAAUCACUCUCACGCUCCUCAUUCCACUUUGAUGCUUGUUAUGUAUUUAUUUAGGAAUACUACAAAUCAUCGCAUUAAUGUCUCUCUGAAAAUAACAUUUCUGCAUCCAAGUUAUUCAUUUUCAAAGCAUUUAUGUGUCUUUGAAGAAUUGUUAUUGUUGUUUUCAUAAACAAUCCUUCCAACACUUUAUGAUAAAAUUGAUAAUUAAAUAUAAAGGUUUUUUUGCAAAUAAAACUUAUCACUAAUGGUCAGCUGAACAUAGAAUGAGCAGAAGAAAAGCUACAAAGAAUAUGACCCAAAUGUAAAACAGUGAAAUAGGAUAAAAUUGUUCUCAGUUGAAGAGACCUUGCUUAAAUUCACUUUGAUGAUUAGUGCUCUUAAUUUUUGAGCUCCAAAUGAACAACAAACUAAUUUUUAUUUGUUUUUCAGUUUUACUUUUUCCAUUGAUUUUUCUAGUGACAAUUUCCCAAGUUGAAGUCAUUGUAUUGUUUAAGUUGAGCUGUCUCUCUUUUUGCUGCUUAACUUGGAUGAAAAUCUGAGGCAAAUGACAGUCCUUUAUGGCUCUUUCACUCCUCCACCCCUUUUAAUAAAUGGUAAGGAUUAUAAUAGUUUACCUCACAAGAUGUUUUGAAAGUAAGAAUAUACUAUUUCUAUGCUGUACGAAUCCCUAAGGAAAUCUGUUGUUUUGGAUUCCAAUUGUUCUUCCUCAUACUAUCCAUCAGUAUUGGAAUGCCACUUUAAACACACAGAAAAUUGGCAAAACAAUCCAAAAUUUGGUAGUUAUGUUGUAUAGAACAUGAAACUAUUCGAAACACUGGUCAGCUAGCCCAGGACAUUUAUCUAUCUAGUAUUUUAGACAAUCUGAUUUUGAUCUUUUAUCAUAAUUCUCUAUCAUUUGUUUGCACUGUACCAAUUCUACCUUGAUUUUUCACAAUAAAAUCAGAGCUACUGUUUUUAAA